This is a messenger RNA of Sander lucioperca (pikeperch), 3279 nucleotides long. Its product is annotated as NLR family CARD domain-containing protein 3-like. The transcript is spliced from 10 exons. Bases 7 to 3279 code for a protein of 1090 amino acids. Gene Ontology annotation, molecular function: protein binding. NCBI's taxonomy places the organism in Eukaryota, Metazoa, Chordata, Actinopteri, Perciformes, Percidae. The record is from RefSeq and is a predicted model, not a curated record.
CAGAAGAUGAGUGGUUUGGAGGAAGAGGAGGACGGAGCAAAGUCUGUAGUAUCUGGCUGUCUGUCUAUGAGGAGUGACUUUUCCAAAGAGGAACCUCCAUUCUUCAGUAAUGAACCUGGACCCUCAGACACAAAAAAGAGGAAGAGGAUUAAUGUUUCUGAGGAGGAGCAGCUGUCCAAAUCCAGAACCAGAGCUGGACUGCAGACAGCCAAUCAGAGCAGCUCUGAACAAAUGAAUGUUGGUCGUCAGAAACAUAAGAUCAGGCUGAAGGAGACAUAUGACCGUGUGACUGAAGGAGCUGAAACAGGAAGUAGAACCCUCCUCAACAGGAUCUACACUGUCCUCUACAUCAUAGAGGGACAGAGUAAACAGGUUAAUACACAACAUGAGGUGAGGCAGCUUGAGACAGCUUCCAAGAAGAAGACCCUCCAUGGCUCUCCAAUCAAGUGCUGCGACAUCUUUAAAGCCUUACCUGGCCAAAAGAAACACAUCAGAGUGGUUCUGACGAGCGGCGUUGCUGGUGUUGGAAAAACCUUCUCAGUGCAGAAGUUCUGUCUGGACUGGGCCGAGGGUUUGGAAAACCAAGAUAUCAGUCUGGUGAUUCCUCUUUCCUUCAGGGAGCUGAACUUGAUCAAAGAUGAGCAGUACAGUCUUCUGGAGCUGCUCCGUGUUUUCCAUCCAACAUUACAGGAGGUCCCGGCAGAGCAGCUCGCUGGCUCUAAACUUCUCUUCAUCUUUGACGGCCUGGAUGAAAGCAGACUUUCACUGGAUUUCAACAACAAUGAGGCUGUUUCUGAUGUCACACAGAAGUCAUCAGCCAACGUGCUGUUGACAAACCUCAUCCAGGGGAAGCUGCUUCCCUCGGCUCUCGUCUGGAUAACUUCCCGACCUGCAGCAGCCAAUCACAUCCCUCCUGCAUGUGUUGACAGGGUAACAGAAGUACAAGGCUUUGCUGAAGCCCAGAAGGAGGAAUACUUCAGGAAGAGAGUCAGUGAUGAAGAGCUCUCCAGCAGAAUCAUCUCCCACAUCAAGACAUCCAGGAGCCUCCACAUCAUGUGUCUGAUCCCAGUCUUCUGCUGGAUCACUGCUACAGUUUUGGAAAACAUGUUGACUACAGACCAGAGAGGAGAGCUGCCCAAGACCCUGACUGACAUGUACUCACACUUCCUGCUGGUUCAGACCAAGAGGAAGAAGCUCAAGUAUGCUGAGGGACAUGAGACGAGUCCACGGGAGCUGACGGAGGCUGACAGCAAAGUUCUUCUGAAGCUGGGGAGGCUGGCGUUUGAACAGCUGGAGAAAGGAAACAUCAUGUUCUACCAAGAAGACCUGGAGUGCUGUGGUCUGGAUGUUACAGAGGCCUCGCUGUACUCAGGAGUUUGUUCAGAGAUCUUCAAAAGAGAGAGUGUGAUCUUCCAGAAAAAAGUCUACUGCUUCGUUCAUCUGAGCGUUCAGGAAUUUCUGGCUGCAGUCUACCUGUUCCACUGUUACACCAACAGGAACAAACAGGUACUGAAGAACUUCCUGGGAGAAGACUAUGUUAGUUCAUCCCUGGAUGUCUUCCUUGAGAGAGCCAUGGAGAAAUCCCUUGAAAGUAAAAAUGGCCACCUGGACCUGUUUGUCCGCUUCCUUCAUGGCCUCUCUCUGGAGUCCAACCAGAGACUCUUAGGAGGCCUGCUGGGUCAGACAGAUAACAGUCCAGAAAUCAUCCAGAGUGCCAUCAACAACCUGAAGGAGAUGAACAGUAAUGAUAUCUCUCCUGACAGAAGCAUCAACAUCUUCCACUGUCUGACGGAGAUGAACGACCACUCAGUCCAUCAGGAGAUCCAAGAGUUCCUGAAGUCAGAGAACAGAUCAGAGAAGGAACUCUCUGAGAUCCACUGUUCAGCUCUGGCCUACAUGCUGCAGAUGUCAGAGGAGGUUCUGGAUGAGUUGGACCUGGAGAAGUACAAGACAUCAACGGAGGGACGACGGAGACUGAUUCCAGCUGUGAGGAACUGCAGAAAGGCUCGGCUUAUUAACUGUGCACUCUCUGAGACUGACUGUGAAGUUGUGGCCUCAGCUCUGAAGUCCAACCCCUCCCAUCUGAGAGAGCUGGACCUGAACGACCUGAAGGAUUCAGCAGUGGAGUGUCUGUGUGCUGGACUGCAGAGUCCAAACUGUAGACUGGAGACUCUUAGACUGAGUGGCUGUAAUCUGUCAGAGAGAAGCUGUGAAGUUCUGUCCUCAGUUCUCAGCUCCCAGCCCUCUAGUCUGAGAGAGCUGGACCUGAGUAACAACAACCUGCAGGAUUCAGGAGGGAAGCUGAUCUCUGAUGGACUAAAUAGUCCACACUGCACACUGGAGACUCUCAGACUGAGUGUUUGUAAUCUGUCAGAGAGAAGCUGUGAAGCUCUGUCCUCAGUUCUCAGCUCCCAGUCCUCUAGUCUGAGAGAGCUGCACCUGAGUAACAACAACCUGCAAGAUUCAGGAGGGAAGCUGAUCUCUGUUGGACUGAAGAGUCCACACUGUACACUGGAGACUCUCAGUCUGUCAGGCUGUCUGAUCUCAGAGGAAGGCUGUUCUUCUCUGGUCUCAGCUCUGAGCUCCAACCCCUCCCAUCUGAGAGAGCUGAACCUGAGCUACAAUCAUCCAGGAGACUCAGGAGUGAAGCUACUGUCAGAGGGACUGAAGGAUCCUCUCUGGAGACUGAAAACUCUCAGGGUGGAGCCUGCUGGAGUCAGAUGGUUGACACCAGGUCUGAGGAAGUAUUCCUGUGAACUCACACUGGACACAAACACAGUGAACAGAGAACUCAAACUGUCUGACAACAACAGGAAGGUGACACGUGAGGAGGAGGAUCAGCCGUAUCCUGAUCAUCCAGAGAGGUUUGACUACUAUCAUCAGCUGCUGUGUAGAGAUGGUCUGACUGGUCGCUGUUACUGGGAGGUUGAGACGAGAGGAAAUGUUUCUAUAUCAGUGAGUUACAGAGGAAUCAGCAGGAGAGGAGACAGUGAUGACUGUUGGUUUGGACAUAAUGAUCAGUCUUGGAGUCUGAUCUGCUAUGAUGGUGAUGAUGAUGGUGGUUACUAUGUCUGUCACAAUAACAGAGAAACACCCAUCUCCUCCUCCUCUGUCUCUGGUAGAGUAGCAGUGUAUGUGGACUGUCCUGCUGGCUCUCUGUCCUUCUACUCAGUCUCCUCUGACUCACUGAUCCACCUCCACACCUUCAACACCACAUUCACUCAGCCUCUCUAUCCUGGGUUUGGGUUCUGUUCUCCUGGUGCCUCAGUGUCUCUGUGA